This is a messenger RNA of Coregonus sp. 'balchen', 1971 nucleotides long. The record is from the annotation of a GenBank genome assembly. NCBI's taxonomy places the organism in Eukaryota, Metazoa, Chordata, Actinopteri, Salmoniformes, Salmonidae.
AUGUCCAGCGGAGCCCUGGGGCGUCUCAGUACCCUAACCCUGAGUGUGAAACAGAUCAGCCGGCUGCCUCACCUCUCCGACAUCCUCCCCUCUUCUCUCCCCUCCCUCCCCUCCCCCAGCCCCACCGUCCCCGUCUCCUGCGUCCCCACUCUGUUCCGGGAGCCCUACAUCCUCUCCGGCUACCGCCCGGUGGGGCAGGACUGGCGAUGUUACCUCCUCAGCCUCUUCCAGAGACACAACGAAUCCCUCAACGUCUGGACACACCUUCUGGCUGGCCCCUUGGUGCUGCUGCGUGUCUGGGCCUAUGGAUUGUCCCUAGACCCAGCCUCCCUGCCUCUCUGCCUGUACAUACUGUCUGCCCUCACCUACCUGUGUUGUAGCGUGACAGCCCACCUGCUUCAGUCCCACUCCGAGCUGACCCACUAUUCUCUGUUCUUCCUGGACUAUGUGGGCGUGGCGGUGUAUCAGUAUGGCUGUUCCCUGGCUCACUAUUUCUACUGCUCUGAGCCUGCCUGGAGGGAGAGCGCUGUAGGUACUUUGUGUUUUGUUUUUAUUAUUGCUAUGGGAACACACUUCGUUAAGGUUCUCUCUCCACACUCUAGUGCAUAUUAUUCACCCUGCCUGCGUCCCAAAUGGCACCCUAUUCCCUAUAUAAUACGCUACUUUUCACCUGGGCCCAAAGGGGGAAAAGGAAGCCAUUUUGGAUGCCUUCGGUACUUUGUGUUUUUGUUUUUGCAUACCUGAUUCUGAUAGUGUGUUAUAAUUGCCUACGGAGGAUUACAGUCUCUCAACUCUUACUGAGUGGUCCACAAGGUGGCUUUUAAAUCUGGAAUGUGUAUUGCCGAUUUGUUGUAAUAUUGUGCUCAGGGGUGAAGUUUCCCCUAUGUGCAGUUUUAGGAUCAGCUUCCCCUCCCCCAAUACUAACUUGAACCAUUAGUGGGGAAAAUGCAAAAGUGACCCAGGAUCAGCGUCUAAGGGCAACUUCACCCUACUCCUAAUAUUUGUGGAGUGACAAACUUUUCUACCUCUACCUCUAGGGUUCUGGUUCCUCCCUGGUGCUGCCCUACUUGGCUGGCUGUCCUGCGCCAGCUGCUGCUUUGCCAAGUCACGUUACCGCCGGCCCUAUCCGCUCCGGAGGAAGAUCUGCCAGCUGAUCCCCACAAGCAUGGCCUACUUCCUGGACAUCAGCCCUGUAGCCCACCGCCUGGCCACCGUACCCUGGGGACAGGACCCCGCUCUACCGCUCCACGCCCUGCAGGUGGGUGGGUGGGUGGAUGACAGGAUGGAUGGAUGGAUGUAGGAAUUAUCAUGGAUGUGGCAACUCUAUAGAGGAUUUUAAAAAACACAAUUAACAGUCAACUGACUUAUUUCUGUUGUGGUCCUCCAUUUUGUAGAUGGCCUUCUUCCUGCUUGCAGCCCUCUUCUUCUCCUGCCCUGUUCCUGAGAGGUUCUUCCCGGGGCAUUGUGACAUCAUGGGUCAGGGACACCAGAUCUUCCACCUCUUCCUGUCUCUGUGUACUCUAUCUCAGCUGGAGGCCCUUUUCCUGGACUAUGGCAGUCGGAGGGAUACAGUGCUGCAGGUGUAUGGGGAGAGGCAGCUGUGGUUCGCCGGUGUAUCCUUCCUCGCCCUGGCACUAUGUAGUGCCCUGACUGCGGUUGUCAUGAGGAGGCAUGUACAGAGACGACUGGAGAAAAGUGAAACUGUGAAACAGUGAGGAGGGGAGAGGAAGAAUGAGACAUUUUCAGUGUUUUUGAGAAUGAUCGUGUCCUGUAAAUGUAUAGAUACAGUAUUUAUCUAAGACGAUAAGCAUCUUUAUAGCAGAUGAAGGUUUCGUGCCUUAAAAGAUUAUUUGAUUCCUGUACAAUAUAACCAUUUCCUUCUUUGUUUACGCAUCUCUGGACAGAGGGUAAAUGUUUAUUUGACUACUUACUGAAGCCUUGAUUCAGUAACCUGGUCCCAGAUCUGUUUGU